Molecule: messenger RNA, 21755 nt
Organism: Podarcis lilfordi (Lilford's wall lizard)
Lineage: Eukaryota; Metazoa; Chordata; Lepidosauria; Squamata; Lacertidae
Source: the annotation of a GenBank genome assembly
CUCCGCUCUGAGGGGAGAGAAAGACGCCUCUCGGCCGCCUCCUCCUCCUCCUCCCUUCCCUGGCGUCCCUCGGUUACCAGGCAGCGGCUGGCGAAGCGCUCUGAGGGGAGCGGCCCGCCGGCCUCCUCUGCCGGCUUCUCGGGGGAGAGAAGGCCGAGGCGCCGGGCGAGGAGGAUCCUGGGCGGGCCCGUGGCGGCGGGAAAGGCCUCCGGCGGCGCCGCCUCCGCUUCUGGGGCAGGUAAAGAGCUUCCCUCCCUGCCCCUCCGCGUCUCGAGGCCGGGCAGCUGAGCGCAGAACGGGGCAGGGCUCCAGGGGGGCAUCUAGUCGAGCCCACGACCCCGAGAGGGGCGAAAGGAAAGACCCAAGAAAGCCAGGCGGCCCCCUCCCAGCAGGGCUUCCCCGAGGGACACCCCCCCCGGCCCCGCAUGGAAGCAGUCUUCCUUGCACAGCAAUUCAUUUGGGUGCAGUUGUUCUUUAAUGGGUCUCCUCAUACUCCUCAAGCAACAGGAUCAUGGAUCAUUUUAAUGGCGACAAUACACAAAUAAGUUCUUCUUAGCCCUCAGGCAGGGAGCCGGCUCAGCUUCUUUCCCAGGUGUCCCCUGCAGCUCCUGUGCUCCAUUUCUAAAGAAAAGCCCCCCAGGGGAACCAGAUGCCAAAGGAGGGACAGGGCCUUCAGGGGGUGAUUUGGCAGGAGCAGGUGGCCGUGCAAAGGGAAGAAAAGCCCAAGUUGGAAGAGGCACAAAGUGUCCUCUAGUCCAAUCCCCCUGGGUAGGCAGUCAAAAUGUCAAUUAAACAUGAACUGUUAAAAAACUAUUAUACUAAGCCCAUAAGGUACAUGCUUUUAACUUGUGCACAGCCAGCUUAAUGUGUGUGGCAAAAUUAUUAUUAUUAUUAAUAAAAAGGAUUAUAUUGGUGAGAGGACUCUUAGUAUCUGUUUGCAGAUGCACAGUUGUCAUUUAAUGCAUGUGGCUGCUGCAUCUUUAUAUUCAGAGUUUCCCGUUUUCCUUAUUUUUCUCCUUUUCCUAACUAUUUCCUCAGAUCAGGGGUAGGCAACCUAAGGCCCGGGGCAGGAUGCAGCCCAAUCGCCUUCUCAAUCCGGCCCACGGACGGUCCGGGAUUCAGCGUGUUUUUACAUGAGUAGAAUGUGUGCGUUUAUUGACAAUGCAUCUCUGGGUUAUUUGUGGAGCAUAGGAAUUUGUUCCUAUAUUUUUCCCCAAAAUAUAGUCUGGCCCACCACAUGGUCUGAGGGACGGUGGACCAGCCCACGGCUGAACAAGGUUGCUGAUCCCUGCCUCAGAUCCUUAAUGGCCUGGUCUUUUAUUGCAGCAGAAAUAAAAUCUAUUGAAUGUUUUUGAACCACUGAGGUUUCUUGGGGUGCCUAUUCCUUUUAGUAGCAUGGUACAGUGGUGCCCCGCAAGAUGAAUGCCUCGCAAGACGGAAAACCCGCUAGACGAAAGGGUUUUCCGUUUUUGAGUUGCUUCGCAGGAUGAAUUUCCCUAUGGGCUUGCUUCGCAAGACGAAAAUGUCUUGCAAGUCUUGAGAUUUUUUUCGCUUCGCCCCCUUUAUCUAACCUGCUAAGCCUUUAAUAGCCGUUAAUAGCCUUUUAGCAGCUAAUCCCCUAAGCCUUUAAGCCUUUAAUAGCCGCUAAACCGCUAAUAGCGCUAAUAGCGCUAAUCCGUCAAUGGGCUUGCUUCGCAAGACGAAAAAACCGCUAGACGAAGACUCUAGCGGAACGGAUUAAUUUCGUCUUGCGAGGCACCACUGUACAAUACAAUUCUGCUGUCCACAAUCAAAUCCCUCGAUCUAUAAAGUCCAUUCCUCUUCCAGCAUCUAUGUUUAUCGAAGCCGUGAAACAGUGUUUCCUUCAGUUCUAUUUUCUUGAUAGGUAAGUGCUCUUUAAGACCUUGCAGAAUGCUUUGAUCUCUUUUCCAGUAUCUGAUGUCAGUCACGGACUGGAUAAGGCUGAACGAGUUGAGGCUUAAUCCAGACAAAACAUUGGCGCUCCUGGUCAGUUGGAAGAAGGCUCAGGGAAUAAGAAUUCAAGCUGUGUUGGAUGGGGUUUCACUCCCCUUGAAGAGUCGGGCUCACGGUUUGGGUGUACUCCUGGAUUCGGUCCUGAACUUGGAUCUCCACGUUCUCCAUAAUUAUGGCUUAUGCGCCAAAUGCGCCCACUGGGACACAUGCCAGCUGAACUACUGUAACGUGUUGUGUGUGGGGUUGCCCCUGUUAAAACAACUUCACUGGCUGCUGGUCCGUUUCUGAGCACAAUUCCAAGUGUUGGUUAUAUAGCUUUGGCCCAGGCCGCAUGAAAUAUAUUUCGCUGGUACUAAGAUCCUUGGGUGAGCAACUUCUCUCAGUGCCACCAGCAUCAAAGGCAUGGCAAGGGAGAAUGUUUUUCUGUGUCUGCUCAGUGUGGCGUUCGUACGGAGCCCCCGGUCGUCUCACGGACUAUUGACCCGUACACCACUAACCCAAGUCAGUGACUAUUUCACUAGCAAAGCCCAAUCUACUCAUAUCGUUAAUUAAAGCAGUUGCCAUCGUUUCCGUUUCAAUGUUUUGCAACGGAAUGGCUUCUGGAUAUUUGGUUGUGUAAUCCACUAUGGUGAGGAUGUGUAUGUUUCCCCGCCUCCUGGCUCUAGGCAAUGGCCCUAUCAGGUCCAGCCCUAACCGUUGAAAAGGGGUUGAUAUGAUAGGCAAGGGGCACAAUUUGGCUUUUGUUUUGUCUUGACCAGUGCCUCUUCUCUGACAUAUGUCACAGGCUUGACAGUAUUGCCUGGCCAAUAAAAAUUUUGAGCCACUCUCCAUUUUGUAUGUGUAAUACCCAUAUGCGCUCCAAAUACACUAUUGUGAGCGUGCUGCAGGAUUUUGCCUCGGUAUUCAUGUGGGAUUACUAACUGUCUUCUCACUUCUUCACCCCGCCUACAUGGUGGGGCAAGGACUUCUCGAUAUAAAAGGUCCCUGCUCAAACAAAACCGUUCUGGGCACUCAGGAGUUAGCGGCCUCUCUGACUCGGCUGCCUCAAAGCACAUUUGUGACUCAGUACCUUCUUUUUGCUUUUUGGCAAAACUUGGGAGUUUGACUUUUAGUCAAAGGAAACAAAAAGGUGUUUUUUCUUUCCUCACACUGAUCAUCCCCUGGCUGUCCUUCAGCACUGUCUGCCUCUGCUACUGUAUCCACCCCUCAGGAUUAGGUGACUGUGGGCUCCCUUUUGCUCUGGUAACUAUGAAAGCACUCUGCACAUGUUCUAAAAUGUCCCAACCAAUGAGCACAGGGGCGGGAAUUUCUUCCCAAAGGGCUACCUGCCACUUCCCUGCCCAGAUUUUGAACCUGACAUCUAUUUCCGCCACCUUUAGGAUCUCUGCUUGUUUCGAAAUUCCUUUUAAUUUCAUUACUUUUCCUGGAAUUAUGGCCUCAUCCUUGAUUAUCUCCAGGGGGACUAUAGUGACUUGUGAUCCCGCAUCCUUUAACCCGAGAUAUCUUUUUCCGUCUAUCCAGAUAUACUCUCCAGCGUUCUUUAACAAGAGAUUAUCUUGUUGAAUCGCAUAACAGUGCAGGACUUUGGCUUCUACUACCUCAGCAGGCUCAGGCCUAGUUGGCAUGGCCGUUCCCUUGACAACCUGACUAGUCUGGCCCUGCUCCACAGGCUGCAUACAAUAUGUUCGUUUCUGUGUGGUGCUAUAACUAGAUGUUUCUUUUCCUGUUUUACAAUCAAAACUUUUAUGACCUAAUUUUCCACAUCUCCAGCAUGAAAUGUCUUUGGGUCCUGCAUAACUUGUUUUAUUGACUUUUCUCUCAGUAAACUUUGUAAGGGUGUGUGCCUUCUCAUGUGGGCUGUUCGAUGAGGGGCUGCUUCUCUUAUCAGUUUCUGAGGUAAUCUUUCCUUUGGUUUGCUGAAAUGUAUUCUUGUUUGUUUCCCAAUAUCUUCCACCAAAUUUUGGCCCAUCAAAUCCAUGGUCUCUGAUUUCAUUUAUUUUACCGGCUAAACCAGCUGCUUCCUCUAUUGUCUUGGGGUUCCUUUCUUUUAUCAGGUACUUCAAUUGGCCAUUUAUUGUGUUGUAAAAUUGCUCCAACGCUAUCACUUCUCUAAUCUUAGGUACCGUGUCUGCAUUCUCUUGCUCUAACCAUCUUGUGAGGUAAGUUUUUAUCUUUGCACCCACCUGCGCACAGGUUUCCUCCCUCACCUUUGUCACACUUCUAAAGUUUUUUCUCAACUGCUCUGAGGUAAUCCCAGAGUACACCUGCUUGUACACCUCAAAAUUUUGGGAUUGUUCCUCAGUCAUUUGAGCGUAUAUUUCAGCCAGAGGACCGCUUAUCCUAGCUCUCAAGAUCAUCAUUUUAUCUUCCUCUCUCACUUGAAAAUCGUGACAGGCUCUCUCGAAGGAUACUAGAUAUGCUUCUGGGCUAUCCUUAUCUCUAAACUCAGGAAAGCAUUUUAAAUCUAUCUUCAUUUGAUUCUACCCAUCGGUAUUAUUACUAUUUUUACGAUUUGUGUCCAGUUCUGGGCACCACAGUUCAAGAAGGACACUGACAAACUGGAACGUGUCCAGAGGAGGGCAACCAAAAUGGUCAAAGGCCUGGAAGCGAUGCCUUAUGAGGAACGGCUAAGGGAGCUGGGCAUGUUUAGCCUGGAGAAGAGGAGGUUAAGGGGUGAUAUGAUAGCCAUGUUCAAAUACAGUGGUGCCUCGCAAGACGAAAUUAAUUCGUUCUGCGAGUUUUUUCGUCUUGCAAAUUUUUCGUCUUGCGAAGCACGGUUUCCCAUAGGAAUGCAUUGAAAAUCAAAAAGUGCUACCACACCUCAAAAACCUCAAAAAAGGCUACCACACCGCAUGCCAUGAGUUGUUCCUCGAAGUCAAGUCGCAACUGCACCUCUUCAAGCAAUGCAUCCUGGGUAUUAACGGUUUUAAGAAAAGGAAACAAACUUGCAAGACAUUUUUGUCUUGCGAAGCAAGCCCAUAGGGAAAUUCGUCUUGCGAAGCAACUCAGAAAACGAAAAACUCUUUUGUCUUGCGAGUUUUUCGUCUUGCGAGGCAUUCGUCUUGCGAGGUACCACUGUAUAUAAAAGGAUGUCACAUAGAGGAGGGAGAAAGGUUGUUUUCUGCUGCUCCAGAGAAGCAGACACGGAGCAAUGGAUCCAAACUACAAGAAAGAAGAUUCCACCUAAACAUUAGGAAGAACUUCCUGACAGUAAGAGCUGUUUGACAGUGGCAUUUGCUGCCAAGGAGUGUGGUGGAGUCUCCUUCUUUGGAGGUCUUUAAGCAGAGGCUUGACAACCAUAUGUCAGGAGUGCUCUGAUGGUGUUUCCUGCUUGGCAGGGGGUUGGACUCGAUGGCCCUUGUGGUCUCUUCCAACUCUAUGAUUCUAUGAUUUUCUAAAACCGUUAAUUCCGACUGUCUCAUCUCUAACUGAAACUGCUGCUGUUCCCUUUCUUUUACCAAUUCUUGCUCAAGCCUCAAUAGUUCAGUUUCUUGCUCAGCCCUCAAUUUUUCCUUUCCCAAUUCCUGCUCCAGCCUAAAUUUUUCUUGUUCAGUUCUAUUUUUCUCAAGCUCUAAUUUCAAGUUAUAUUCUUGUACUAAUUUCCACUUUUCAAAAUCCUCUGAGAACUGUGGAACUUCUACUUCAGGUGGGGUUUUAGUCAUCUCUUCUAUUCUCGUUUCCUCCCCCUGGGGAUUCCCCUUCUCUUCUCCAGAGCUUUCAUGUGGGUUUUCUCUCACUGGGUGCUUGGUCUUCUUGGGUGGCAUUAUGGGUGAGUCAGUAUUUUGCGCUAAUUAAAUAAGAGACUUUGACUCUCAACACUGUUCCUCCCGGCUUGGCUUUUCAAGACCCUGGUCCCCAAAGUAUAGCUUUAGGUUUUUGCCUCUAACCCUUCAAGCUUCCUUCCACUGACCCCGAGCCUAAGCCUCCGCCAGAACAGUCUUUUGAGAUCUCUUGCUCUUAUUGUUAUCUCGGCCUUGCAGCAAUCUGGGGUUUAUCCUCAAUCACACCCUCGGGCCAGGUAAUCUCUUCCCCGAUUUACCCUUCCCCUCUCCAGGUGUAUUGCUUCCCCUCACCGGCUCUUAGACUUAUCGAAUCCCACCGCUGCCACCAAUUUUGUGGCGUUCGUACGGAGCCCCCGGUCGUCUCACGGACUAUUGACCCGUACACCACUAAUCCGCUGCCACCAACCAGGUCCUGCCUGGUAAAAUCUCUUCAGUCUCAGUCAGCUUUUCAAUUAAUAAAGAAGAAUGUAUUUUAUUUCAGACUUAAAACAAAACUUUUACGGUAUUCCAAACGUUGUUGCUCUUUACAGUGGUGCCUCGCAAGACGAAAUUAAUUCGUUCCGCGAGUUUUGUCGUCUUGCGAUUUUUUCCGUCUUGCGAAGCACGGUGUCGGGAAAGUUUUGGAAAAGCUUCAAAAAUCACCAAAGUCUUUAAAAACCUCAAAAAAGGCUACCACACCGCGUUCUAUCAGUUGCUCCUCGAAGUCAAGUCGCAACUGUAUUAAUGGUGUUAAGAAAAAGGAAACAAACUUGCAAGACGUUUCCGUCUUGCGAAGCAAGCCCAUAGGGAAAAUCGUCUUGCGAAGCAGCUCAAAAAACAAAAAACCCUUUCGUCUAGCGAGUUUUUUGUCUUGCGAGGCAUUCGUCUUGCGAGGUACCACUGUACUUUCUUAGUCUUAUUUUCCUCACUCUAUCUCUUCUACCUCCCCACACUCAAGAACCCACAGCCCUAACUGUCUCUCUAUUACCAACUGCCUUUCCCAACCAGCCAACCAACUGCUCACCCACAAUUCCCAACAAACUCCUCCCAGAACUCCUCCCAGAACCCACUGACUCCACCCCCCUGGGUCCUGUCUGUGCAAACUAUUUAACUAUUUCCCCUCCAGCACUCUCUCAUAUAUGUUAAUGUCACACUCACAUAUUGUGGAAUUCUCUCCCAGAAGAAGUUAGAUUGGCUUCCCCUUUGUUCUCUUUCUGCUGACAGGCUAAGACCUUCUUAUUCAGACAGGCAUUUGGAACCGAAGGGGCAGAUGAUGUUGACCACGGAGCUGCUAUCAGGGCAAACUGAAUUUUGAUGCUGGUUUUCAAUGUGUGUGUCGUUGCAUUUUAACUGUUGUUGUUAACUAUUUGGUUUUUGUUACUUUGUAUUCUAGAAUUGGGACGCGGGUCUAAACCACUGAGCCUAGGGCUUGCCGAUCAGAAGGUCGGCGGUUCAAAUCCCCGCAACGGUGUGAGCUCCUGUUGCCCCUGCCAACCUAGCAGUCCGAAAGCAUGUCAAGUGCAAGUAGAUAAAUAGGUACCACUCCGGCGAGAAGGUACAUGGCGUUUGCGUGCGCCGCUCUGUGCGCCGCUUUUGUGACUUGGCACACAUUGUCAUUAAAUUUUGUAAUUUUUUUCAUUUAGUGCAGAAAUGCAUGUUGGCUAUUUUUUAUUUUUUAUUUUUUAUUAUUAUUAUUAUUAUUAUUAUAACAUUGGUAGAGUGAAACUUUAAAAAAUGAAAAAGGAUUAUAGCACUACUUAAAAUAAAUUAUUAAAACACCUCUUUUCCAGCCGCUAGCAUUUUACUAAUUCCCCCUCCCCAAAUAAACUUUCAAUCUCAAAACAUGCCUUAAAAGCCGUGAGAGAAAUUGGGCAGUCAUACUUUAAUAAAUAAGCGCUAUAGUGCAAAUUAAAUAUCUUUUUUAAAAAGGCUGCAUUGGUGAGUUGUACCUUCUAUGCCCAGAGUGCCAUGUUCUAUCCCUGCUGGGCUAAAUAUAGCAGGAUUAAAAUGUUCUAAUAUUUUAUUUCUUUUCUUCCCAUUAAAUGCUAUUUAUUUGUGGAAAUUAUUUCACAUACUGGCAGCCCCUCAUUUAGGCGUGUUCAAUAUGUAUGUGACCAUGUAUAUGUGCAUCGUUCUGAACAGGAAGUGACCCGGAAAUGUCAUAAAGAUGUUACUGAAAUGUCACUGAAAAAGGGGGGGGGUUGUUGCAGGCUUUUCCAAUGGGUUUCAAUUAUACAUGAUUUCAUCGAUGCACGUGGUGCCUCAGAACGUAACCCCCACGUAAAUGAGGGACUGCCUGUAUUCACCUGUAUCAGUUUUCCCCGUUUAAAUUAAGAUGCAUUUUUUUUUACUUUUAGGAUAAUGGCAGGAAAAGUCAAAUGGGUUACUGACAUAGAGAAAUCUGUGCUUAUAAACAACUUUGAGAAGAGGGGAUGGGUCCAAGUGUCAGAAAAUGAAGACUGGAAUUUUUACUGGUAAGCAGUGUGUGUGUGUGUUGUGGAACAUGUUGCAUACAUAAUUACACUUAUUUGGGAGUAAGCCCCAUUGAACUCAGUACCUCCCAAUACAAAUUAACCUGGACCCUGAGGCCCUUCUUCAUGUGCCCCCUCCAUGAGAGGGCCGGAGGGUAGCAACACGAGAGCGGGCCUUUUUUGUGGUGACUCCCUUUUUGUGGGAUGCUCUCUGGGGAGGUUCACCUAGUGCCUUCAUUACGUACGGUAUAUUUAGGCACUAGGCAAAACACUCCUCUUCUCCUAGGCCUUGGGCUAAUUCAACAAUCUUUGGCCUUUCAAACCUGGGGGGGGGGGGGGUUAAUAUAUUUUUGUUUGUUAUCAUGGUAUAUAUUUUUGUGUUUUUAAAUAUAUGGUCAUCUAAUUCCAGUGUAUGAGAAGAGCAUCUUGUUAGGGUUCAGUUCAUCAGUGGUUUAUAUUCAUGCAGUUUUCAGAAACUGCUCACUCCACUUAUACCAUAAUUUGGAGAGGCAGCAGGUACGUGCGAACCCCCUCCUGUUGUAAUGAUUCCUGGGGGAAAGCAGAGCUUGGAAUGCAGAAUAACGAGAUAAUUUGUAGGGUACAACAACAAUUUAUAGAAUGCCUGCUCCACCUUCAAGAAUGACUGCCUUUUGGAAAUUCUCUGGAGAAGAGGUGGUAAGAAGAGUGAAGUAGAUUUCUUAUUAGAUGUCUUCCAGUUUUUUCUUCUGAUCAUAUUUAAUGCAAAGGCCAGCCUGAUUCCUAUCAGGUUGUGAGUUGCAUAUUUUGGGGGAAGCCCAGUGACAAUUUUCUCUUCACAGGAUGAGUGUGCAAACUAUUCGAAAUGUUUUCAGCGUGGAGACUGGUUACCGCCUCUCUGAUGACCAGAUUGUCAACCAUUUCCCAAAUCACUAUGAGCUCACCCGAAAGGACUUAAUGGUCAAAAAUAUUAAGAGGUACAGGAAGGAAUUAGAAAAAGAAGGUAGCCCUCUUGCAGAGAAAGAUGAAAAUGGAAAAUACCUUUACUUAGGUGAGUUGUCUUGGCCAAUUCUACUAUUUGUAUGUGCAUUUUAAACACAAGACAUCCCUCAGUAGCAUAUAAUAGAUAUUCAGAAAUUUGGAUCUUUGCCAUCCAGUUCACACAUCACAUUAAAUCAUUGUUUAACUUACUGUGGAGCAGGGUGUCUGGUGCAGCUGCUCAAAAAGACCAUGGUUCGUUCUCCUUCCCUCCUUUCUGAUGGUGAGGAAACAAAUCAGAGGCGGGCUAGCUGUUUUGUGGAAAGCAGUCCUUGUGGUUUGUUUGUCUCCUAACAAAUCAUGAUGGGGUUAGUUCUUGGCUUACCAUUGUGGUUUGGUAGGCGACAAGGUCUGCUCUUGGCUUACCAUAAUAGUUUGUUGGGAAACAUGUGUGAACCGGCACAUGCUGUUUGUAUAACGGCAAGCCAACCUCUGGUUUGAUUUCUCGCUGGUGGACUGAAGGGACGAACAAAGUGUGCAUUUCCUUUAAGCCAUACUGAAUCUUAUACUGUGACUUAAAGUGGUGUCUGAACCAGGCCUGUGGUUUUCCAGAGAAUUCUGCAGCUUACUCAUCUCUCCAUGUGUCUUGCUCUGCUCAAGGUCAGUGACCACAUACACAACAGUUCAGGGGAAAUGUAAGCACUUCAAAAGCUCUUAAUUGUGUAGAGCACAUCUUCUCAGGUAGUAGGUAGUAGGAUAGCUUCAGUGUGAGGGUCUGAGGAACAAAUUUAUUUCAUGAAAGAUCCCCUAAAGGCAAGUUGAGAGUGGUUUUUUGCCUGUCCAGACUGUGUAUGAGAGAGCAUUAAGAUAAAAACAUCAGUGAUUUUUUUGAACCACAUUUCAGUUAAAAUACAACUGAGACAUGAGGGCUCAGAUAACGUUGCUUUGAGGCCGGUACUUAGCUCAAUAGGCCACAUGUCAGUCGUGAAUCAGCUGAGACAGAUUUCUGAAAACGUCACAUGGGCAAGGUUUCUGAAGCAUAUUUUUGCAGAUUUAAAAGAGCAGACAUAUUGAACACAGCCUUAUUGCAAGUCUUACUACAGUUUUCCAAUAGUGUGAGAAAAGAUGUAAUUUGUCCAAGAUUAUGAGAGGCUGGUAAUGGAGCAGGUGUUUAAAAUCAUGUUUGGUCUUUCCAAGAGUAUAAAAAACAGACAUGGCCUUGUUGAGGCCAUCAGUUGUAGAGCUUGCAGUCUGAUCCUAACCAAGGUGACUUGGGUAUAAGCCCAGUUGAUUUCAAUAGGAUUGACUUCCCAUUAUGUAUGCUUGGGUUUACAGCCUUAUUUGGCUGUCUAGAAUCAGACUUUUCCCAUAAUGCUUUUAGCAUUACUAUAGUAUGAGUUGAGAGAAUGCAACUCCAUUCUUAAUAUACUUACUAUCAAUUAAGGUUUAAAUAGACUUUCAGUAACUCUUGAUAGUGAAGUUCUGCAGAUACUCUUCGACUCAUGGUAAUCCUCUUAAGAUGGUGAACAACAAAAAAGUUAUUUCUCUGUCACCUGUUAAUUGGUCUAAACCAGGCUUCCUCAACCUUGGCCCGCCAGAUGUUUUUGGCCUACAACUUCCAUGAUCCCUAGCUAGGAGGACCAGUGGUCAGGGAUGAUGGGAAUUGUAGUCUCAAACAUCUGGAGGGCCAAGGUUGAGGAAGCCUGGUCGAAACUAUCCAAGCUUCUUUCUACUCUAGUAUUAAACAUGGAGUGCAGGUGUUGGAGAGAGGAUGAGCCCUGUCACUGCCAUCACCUUAACUAACAAACAAUGUAGACUAGGAGAGAAUGUGAACAGGGCUGCGUUUUCCCCUUUAGUUUUAUGUGUUGAUGUAUAUACUGUAUUAAAUAUUUUUAGAUGAUAAAUUCCUUUGGUACCGGUUCUUUGCAAAGCACUGUGUAAUUAAAUGGCACUCUGUAUAACUAUGCUAUAUUAAUUCUUGGUUUUCCUUGGUGCGUUUUAGACUUUGUGCCUGUCACCUUUAUGCUCCCAGCUGAUUACAAUUUAUUUGUUGAAGAAUUCCGGAAAAACCCUUCCAGUACUUGGAUUAUGAAACCCUGCGGAAAAGCUCAAGGGAAAGGAAUAUUCCUUAUCAACAAACUUUCCCAAAUUAAAAAAUGGUCUCGAGACAGCAAAACAUCCACGUAUGUUUCUUCAAAAAGGGGUGGGGUCUUGUUUAACUCUUUGUUGCAGUCUAGCACGUUUGUCUGAAUUUGUGACUUUCUUAUUUUGCUGGAAGGUCAUUCAUAAGUGCUUCAAACAGUUAUUACAGAUUACAGGGCACUUUACGUGUGUAAGAUAAAAAUGAAUCUAGAAAUAGGUGUACAGAAAAGAUGGGCCUAUAAAAUUGUAAGUUGUGGCACUGAUUGCUUUGGUAUAAUUGCAUGAAAUGAUUUUAGUGCCCUUUUUAAAGGAAGUGGAAGUUGUUUUGGGAAGCACCAAAUGACUAUUAACUGUGGUGGAUAGAGUUUUAAGAAUAUUCUCAAAACUUUUUGCCAGUCAGAUUAAGACAAAAGCUAUUAUAUUUAAAAACUUUUAUUUACAUUAAUGAGUCCUUGGAACUUCUUCCUAUAAAGUGUCCCGUAGCUGCAAGAAGCACUCUGUGAGCAGCACAUUGGUCGUCCUUGCUUUUAAAUGCUUGCGGUCUAGGGAAGUUCUUUCUUUUCUCGGAAAGAUUGAAUCAGUCCUAUCUGUCACCUCUUCUUGUUCAACAGUUCUGCAUAUAGCACUAAAAUAAAACUGCCUUUGUUACUGUUCUACAGCUAGUUUUACAAAUAAAAGCAAACAGUUGAAUGCAACUAGCACAUUUGAAAUAAUAAAAUAUACAUUUCCCUAGGUUUAUAUCUCAGUCCUCUAAAGAAGCUUAUGUGAUUUCUCUGUAUAUCAACAAUCCUCUACUGAUAGGUGGGAAGAAAUUUGACCUUCGCCUGUAUGUUUUAGUGUCUACUUACCGUCCUCUGAGAUGCUACAUGUAAGUUGUCCAUAUUCUGACGAUGUCCCUGUUUCAGGGUGAGAAGUGGCACUCUGGAAAUAAAAAGUGACGGAGGGUAAUUUUCAUCCAGAGUUGUGAGGAAGUUGUAUUUUAACUUGUUAUAUUUCCCUAUGCAUAUUGGCAAGCUGGAGGGGAAGGGAGAUUUUGAGUAACCCUGCUAAGUUUGUCAGAUGACAUUCUCCAAAAUAACCCCAUCUAGAAAUUGUCUUAUGUAUCCCAGCAGGGCAAAUCAUAAAGAAAACAAACAUUUGUUUGUUAUUUCUUCGGUAUGGAGAAUUUGUUUGAUCAGAUUUGCACUGACACAAAUUUGCACCCACAAAGGCAGGCAGUUUGCAGUUAUCUUCUCCCUGCAAGUCUGGAUGCAACCUCUGUGUCUCCUUCUCCCAGCUUGAAGGUGGUUUUGCUGGAAUUCACUUUUGUACAAUUUGGCAUUGCCCUGAAACUUUUCACUUUCCUUCAUUGAAGUCUGUUUCUUUGUUCCAUAUUGGCCAAGAUGUCUUUAGAAACUUUUGAAGUGCUUUAGUCUAAAUCUUUUUGAAUUAAUCUUCUAAUAUCUAGCUUUUAAUAUUAUCUCUGUAUUUUGUUGAGAAUCUCAAAGACUUCUGAAAUCAUAGUUUGAAGAAACCAUUCUUAUUCUCUAUCAUGGUUUGGAUAUGUAUACAGGGUAGGAGUUAGAUUGCUUAAUAUGUAUUUUAAAAAUCAGUCUCCUAAUCAGUUGAGUCAUAACGCCAGGUUGUUGGGGGGUUUUGGGGUGGGGAGAGAAUCCAGGAAGUAAUAGACCAGGCUUCCUCAACCUCGGCCCUCCAGAUGUUUUUGGCCUAUAACUCCCAUGAUCCCUAGCUAGCAGGAUGAUGGGAACUGUAGUCUCAAAACAUCUGGAGGGCCGAGGUUGAGGAAGCCUGUAAUAGGCCAGCAGUCAGAAUUCUGCAUUCUUUAAGAACUUUGGGAUGAAUAUCAUCCAGCCCUGGCACCUUGUUAACUUCUAAAUCUUUCCCUUUAGUGGACACAAUAUUUUGAUUCACUAAUAGAAAAAUAAACAGGAUUGCAAAAAGCAUUGAGAAAAAUUUAAUACCUCCUUAAUAUCAAUAUAUCCAGGACAGUUUAUAAGUUAAAAUAAAUAAAUAAAUUGGUGAACAAUAAAACCUGCCUCCUCCCUUUUUUGCAUUUCAGGUAUAAACUUGGGUUUUGUCGCUUUUGCACAGUAAAAUACACACCAAGCACAAGUGAAUUAGACAACAUGUUUGUGCAUCUUACCAAUGUUGCCAUUCAGAAGCAUGGGGUAAAGUUGGAACAUUUUUCUAUAAUGUAUAUUUAAAUUACUUUAAAUAAAUUUAUAAACUGAACAUAAGUAAUAAAAACACAGUACCUCAGUCCCUUGAUUACAACCUCUUUCCCAUUGUUGCUUUAGUGGACUUACAGUAAGUGCUGUUAAUUCCUGGGAGUUCUACCUCUGAGGGGAACAGGGUUCUCCUGGCAACUCUCAAACUCUUAGCAAACUGCAUUUCUCAGGCUUUUUUUUGGGGGGGAGGGUAACAAUCUGUUUAAAGUGGUACAAUUAUGUUUAAAAUGCACAGCACUGAUGGGGCCAAUGUCCCUGCUUCUCCAACUAGCUAUCCUGCAUACAAAACCUGACUGAAGACCAUUGUGACAGCUCCCUUUAUUCUUUCACAACAGUAUUGCUGUCCUUACUUACUCCAGAGUCUGGCUUGUGAACCUCCUGCUCUAUUAGAUCAACAAAGAACUGUUUGGAAAAUGUUGCGAGUGUGUUUACAGCUGAUAUCAAAUCUAUACUUUUUGAUUUGAUGCCUUGCCUCUGCAGGAUGAUUACAAUCACAUCCAUGGUGGUAAAUGGACGGUGAGCAAUCUGCGCUUGUAUUUAGAAAGCACUCGUGGGAAAGAGGUCACCAACAAGCUGUUUGAUGAAAUUCACUGGAUAAUUGUGCAGUCACUGAAAGCCGUUGCAGUGAGUAGAGAAACAAAAGAAAAAUAUGUUUUAUAAUGCUUCCUUCUGCUCUUCCCGGUUUGAAUAUUGAGGCUGUAAAUAUGUGUGCUUAUCUUUUCGGUGUCCUUUUUAAAAAAAGGCCACAGAGUUUAUUAAGCAGGCAGUACGCACGUUGUGUACAAAUAAGGACUAUAUAGGAACAUAAACGUAUCUCUGCUGGGCCAGGCCAGUGGCCCGUCUAGUCCAGUAUCCUGUUCUCACAGUAGCCAACCAGAUGCCCAUGGCAAGCCUGCAGGUAGGACCUGAUUGCAACCGUAUUCUCCACUUUCCAGAAACUGGUUUUCUGAACCAUGGUGCCUCUGAUCAUUGGCUAGGGGACACCGACAGCCUUGUCUUCUGUGAAUUUGGCUACACCUCUUUUAAUGCCAACAAAGUUGGUGGCCAUCAUUUUCCAUUGCAGGAGCAAAUCCCAUGUGCUGUGUGAAGUCCUUUCUGUUGUCUCUCAUGAAUCUUCCGACAUUCAGCUUCACUGGAUCUCCAUGAGUUCCUCGUGUUACGAGGGAGAAAGACUUUAAUUUAUCCCCUUUCUGCAUGCCGUGACAUUUCUAUCCUGUCACCUCUUAUUUGCCUUUUUUUCUAAACUAAAAGGCUCUAUAUGUGGAAACUUUUCCUCUUGGGAAGUUUCUCCAUUCCCUCUUUUUGGGGGAAGUUUCCUCUUUUGAACUCAAAUGUUCCUAUGUUGGAUUUUCUUGGCAAGUGGCCACUUACACGUUUAUUUAAUGUAAUAGUCCUAUGGUCACUCCUUCCUUUCAGUCCAGCAACACUUUACAUCUCAUACUUGGGCUUGGGCGCCACUUAAGAUUAAGUCCAGGGUUGCCAUCCCUCUGGUCGGUCCAAGGUCACAGUCAUUUAGGGUUUCUAUAAAUGUUACCUUUUUGCCAAGGCUGGCAUGCGUAUGUGUGUGAGGGUAGUUGUGUCACCCAUUAAUGCAUGAGUAUUUGAUCAGGGGACAAUAGCAUGCCCUCAGAACUAGAUAAUUUUUUGUAUGAUUGAAAAAUACUUUUUAAUAAAGUAUUACUUGGUUCUCAUCACCAGGCUGAGGAAUACGAUCACGUGGCAGCUGCAUCCUUGAACCUGGCAACCACCCCCUUCAAUGCAAAGCAAGACUUGGACAGGAUCUCUUGAGCUUUGGGGGUUCUUAAAAGCAGGAUGAUGCCCAACACCUUCCUUUGAGUCCUUUAUGGGUGGAGAGCAGCUGGGUUGGUGGCAAUAACAAGCAGUGACCCGUCAAACUUUUUGGACCCCCUUUUCUAGCCCACAAUAUGAUUGUUUGUAUCAUUUAUUGAGGGCGUCCCACAGCUGACAGCAGCCUAGCAAAAUAGGGAGCAUGUAACUGAAAUGCCUCACAUAUUUAUUUCAGGAGUCUUAGUCAGACUCCGUAGCUAGUAAAAUUGUACCGAUGUUCAUUUCUGCUCUCAUGUACGUUUUCAACUCUUUCAGCCUGUAAUGAACAAUGAUAAACACUGCUUUGAAUGUUACGGAUAUGACAUCAUCAUUGAUGACAAGCUAAAGCCAUGGCUUAUUGAGGUAAGCGGAGUUAUCUUGGCGUUGCAGGUUUUCUUUGAAAAGCAGCGUGGAAAAAGGGUCCUGCUCAUUGGCUCCUAAAGGAUUCCCCUUCACCAGACUCUGAAUGGGAAAGUCUUUGCUUUUGAGGAAUCCUACUCAUAAAAAGGUGUCUUAUAAUGAAUCCAGGCCGUUGGUCCAUCUAGUCUAGCACUGGCUGCCGUAGCUGUUGCUCUCCAACGUCGAUAUUUCCCAGCGCUGUUUCUGGAGAUCACUUCUCAUCAGAGAUCCCAGGAAUCGGCCACUCAGCUAUGCCCCUCCUCACAGAGAAGCCUUGCUGCCUCCUUGUAUGGGGCAUAGUGGAUGCUGAGCCCCUGAGCUGGGACUCGGGCUCUGCUGGCUCCUGCCAUAGGGGAAGUGGGAAAUGAAGCCAGGGCAACUAUGGUGACCAAACUACAGCAUCAUAGCACCUGGUGGAACUUCGCAAACUUGGCUGUCUCAAUUCAUGAAAAUCAGGGGCACGUUUCGAGAUCUACAACUCUGCAGAAAAACCUUGUUAGAUGAUGGGAAGGGAACCUUUGGCCCUCCCGUUGUUGCUGAGCUAGAACUCCCAUCGUUCUUUGUCCAUUGGCCAUGCGGGCGCUGAGUCUGAUGGAAAUGGGAGUUUGUGGAAGGCUCUUGCCAGGCAUUUCUUUCCCUGUCUUUAGGCACCAGGCAAAAACCUUGCUCUGUAACCAGGCCUUUGGCUAUUUGGACCUUCUGUGGCCUUUUGGUUUUGUUCUUGUUUUAUUCCGUAUUUUGUGUUCUCAUUUUGAAACUGCCUUGUAGCACUGUUUAAAAAGAAAAGCCUGACUAGCCUUUCAGAUACCUUUUAAUUGAAUAACUUGUGGAAGAAAUGCCUGAAGUAACUGAUCCUAUCGUUUGAAGUCUUGUUUAUUCAGUUACAUUUUACUCCAGGAAAACCCAUUUAUCCUAAAUAGAACCCAAUGGGGCCAACAAAUAUGUACAAAAUAUAUAUUUUUAAAUGCGAUCCUAGUCAGAUCCCAAUUUUGCAGGACGCUCUUAGAAAUAUGAAAUAAUACAUUUUUGGAAUUUUUAAUUCCUAGUAAUUUUUUAUCAUUCCAACCAUUUUUUUAAUUAUGUAACUUAAAGUAAAUCCAUCAUGUGCCAUAUCAAAUUAAAGCCCAUGAAGUUCUGAAGAGAUUGAUAUUUUUAGUUUGGAAAUAUCUCAAUUCUGAGCUGAGCUUUUAAGAUUUUUGUUUAGUCUGGCAAGGCCACAAUUGUCAGUUUUUUAAAAUUUCAAACCCCCACAACUCAAAAACGGGAUGAGAUAAAAAAGUAAACUUUUAGAUUUAAACUUAGUUCUGAUCACUCAACAAGUGUUCAAAAUUUUAAGAAAACGGGCCGAUAUGAGGUUAAAAAGUCAUCAAAAAUUGGGCAACUUGUUAUGAAAUGACCCUGAGGAGCUGUUGAUGAUUUAUCGUAUUUCUGUUUGUGGAAGAAUUGGUGGAUGUGAACUAUCUAUUUUUCUCCCUCCUGUGUACACUUCGUAGGUCAACGCUUCUCCAUCUCUAACUUCCAGUACUGCCAAUGAUCGUAUCCUCAAAUACAAUCUCAUUAAUGACACCCUUAACAUUGCUGUCCCUAACGGGGAAAUUCCAGACUGUAAAUGGAAUAAAUCUCCCCCCAAAGAAGCCCUUGGACAUUAUGAGAUUUUGUAAGUAUUAAUCAUAGAUAAAGCAAUUGUCUGAACCUCUGCAAGUAGAUACUUUAGGGCUGCCUUUUGACUAGUAUCUGAGUGUAACCUAGUCUUGGUGUUAACUCAGCAAAAACUCAGAUGGCACAUUAUUACUUAUUUCUUUUAUGAAUGACUUCUUAGAAAACAUUUCUGAGCAAUUUCAGACCAUGACAAAUCCAUAAUGCAUAAAAGCAUAAUGGUUCACAAGGUCUGUAGACUUAGUAUUUUUGUUAAAUCCUUCCCAAAGCAAUCCACAGGGAUCUCUACUGCAGAAAGACCCAUUUUAUGGUGGAAAAAAAUAGUCCCGUGAAAUACUUAUGCCUCAAACACUAAGAUCGCCUGAAUUGAGUCUUACUUAGGGUGCCAGGUGACUUAGCCAUUCCUGAUUCCAGCCUUGCGCCCUUGACCUCUGUACUGUACCACACAAUUUUUCUUCAUUAUAUCUGGUUAAAUAUGUCUCUUACAGUUGCAUCCUUCUGUGAAUAGCUGUUGAAAUAACAGCCAUUAUUCACCAGAUAAUCACAUUAUUAAGUACAGUGGUACCUCAGGUUACAUACGCUUCAGGUUACAUACGCUUCAGGUUACAGACUCCGCUAACCCAGAAAUAGUGCUUCAGGUUAAGAACUUUGCUUCAGGAUGAGAACAGAAAUCGGGCUCCAGCAGCGCAGCGGCAGCAGAAGGCCCCAUUAGCUAAAGUGCUGCUUCAGGUUAAGAACAGUUUCAGGUUAAGAACGGACCUCCCGAACAAAUUAAGUACUUAACCCGAGGUACCACUGUAUUUCAGAAUGUUGCAGAUUGCUGUGGCAAGUUAUAAAAGUGCAGUAGCUCUGAGGUUUGUUGCUGUUAAAAGUUUUAAGGUUCUUCUAGAUGAGCCAUUUGUUUCACUUGAGUGACGUCACCGUCUGUCAUUUAUGCCAUUAAUCUUGAAGCAAAAUGGAAAGUACUUACAUAGUAAAUGGCAGCUGAGGCUUUAGACGGUAGUGAUGCACAUCCCUGGAAGAAAUAGUGCAGUUGUCUGUAUUGACAGGACAUACACAUUAACAUGAAGCUUUCAAUUCAAAAUAACAAGUUCUUAUUCUUAUCUUCUGUCCUGUGAUAGAGCCAAAGUACAUAAUCAGCAGUAUAAUGGUGGUAUAGCUCUUCCUAAACUUCAGUGGCUUGUAUCACUGUAGACUACACACAAGAAGUGGAGAUUGUGUGUGUGUGUAUAUGAAAUAGGGAUGCUGGUGGCGCUGUGGGUUAAACCACUGAGCCUCUUGGCUUGCCGAUCAGGUCAGCAGUUCGAAUCCCCGCAACAGGGCGAGCUUCCGUUGCUCGGUCCCUGCUCCUGCCAACCUAGCAGUUUGAAAGCACGUCAAAGUGCAAGUAGAUAAAUAGGUACCACUCCAGUGGGAAGGUAAACGGUGUUAGUCAUGCUGGCCACACGACCCGGAAGCUGAGGACAAAUGCCGGCUCCCUCGGCCUAUAGAGCGAGAUCAGCACCGCAACCCCAGAGUCGUCCGCGACUGGACCUAACGGUCAGGAGUACUUUUACCUUUACCUUUAUAUAUAAAAUAUCUUCCCCACACAGGUUUUCUGCAUGCAGAAGAACCAGAAGUAUUCUCCUUCACAUGCUUCCAAUAUGCAUGGGGUUGGGGGAAAGGGGUUAUUGGUUGGUUGGUUUUUUGUUCUCAUUUUUAUCAUGUAUUUUUGUGUUGUGAACCAUCCUGAUAUUGUGGGUAGAAUAAUAAUAAUAGGCAGAUAAUUGGCAAGCAUUCAAUUCCUCCAUCUACAACCUGUAGUAGCAAAGUCUAGGAAGAGUGGUACCACUUUGUUCUGAUCAUUGCUUAGCCCACCUGUGAAUCCCAUGGGACAAUACUGACUUUCUCUUUUUCCCUUAGAUACGAUGAAGAGAUGGCACAAAGUGAAGUGUCAGAUCGUGAUUUGAGAAGUCGCUCUGGGCAGUCCAUUGGAUUGAAGGGAACUCGAGCCAGAGACACUGGAAAAUCAGGGCCCCUUACAUGGAAGUAGCUGCAGAAUGAACUGUAGACUGACGCUUCCUGAGAUUCAGGGCUGUGGUUUUUGUAGGAAGUUUGCUUGAAACGGAUGCUCAGAUUUUGGAUGACCUCCUUCCUGUUUGCAAAAUGCUCUUCUGGGGGAAGUAAUGUUGCGCAAAGAGGACAGAAUAGUUUUCUGUCCGGCAGUGACAAGUACAUUGAAGGACUGGACAAAAUUGGUUUAUUAGCAUGUAUAUAAACAGUUAUUAAUCAGUUCAUUGCAGUUUUACUGCGGGACUGUUAUGUUGCAUGUUGUAUGAAAUAGUUGUAUUAAUAUAUACUAUGAGUUAAUAUAAUUGGAAAUGAUCUUUUUACCGGUAAAUAAAUUACUGUGUCUUGCAAACAAGUCUUUGCUUUUCUCACACAUUGCUACCAUAGGGGUCCCCAAUACUUUUCCGUUCAGAGGCACUUGUUUUGUUUUGGACUACAAAAUACCCCCCCCAGCCCUCCCAAACUUACAUUUCAAUAAAUCAGCAGGGGCUGGAAACCUCAGUGGGCGCCAACAGCGUGAUGUGCCCCCAGGUGCCACAUUGGACCAAAUAUGCAUCUUGAAAUUCAUAUUUUGUAGGGAGAAAAGCUGUCUUUUUUUCUUAAUAUUUUACUAAAUUGUAAGAGUAUACUACUGAAAACACACAUACAUUUAUUUAUUUAUUUUUUUGCAAAAUACACCAAAAGACCAAAUCAGUAUGGUUCAUGUUCGAAAUGCCUGUUUUCAAACUACAUGUUUCCACUUCUAAAAUCUGCUUGUAGAAUGGGUGGGGGAACCUAAUAAAGCCUUUGUGUACUGGGGAUAUUGUGACAGGCCUGCUGUCAUGACUAUAUAUAGCAAAGACCGAUCUAUAAGCUGUGUGCUGAUACAGCAAUGCGUUUCUGCACAAUUUGAUGUAACGGCUGUUAUUGGUAGAAACGACGUCAGUGUUGAGUUUCAAGUAUCAUUCGCCAAUUGUUAAUCUGGCAAGCACACUAAGAAACUGGUGCAUUGCAGUGGGUUUGUCAGAUAGCAUAACAAAUUGCUACAUCAACAUUUAUUUUUACUCUGAGGUGCUGUGUUCUACUCUUAAUAGUCUUUCCAUUUUUGCUACUUAAACAUGUCUCUGCUUCAGUGCACUAAACCACAAUUGUAUGCAACUAUAGUAGCCACUUCUUUUAAGUCACAAACAUGCUGCUGUCACUACUAUUAGAUGCUACCUUUUGACUUUGGCCAGUUGGUUACCUCUCCUUAGUGAUUCUUCUAUUUUCCUACGAAGGUGGUCUCCGAGAGAGACAGGAAAAAGGACAUCAUGUAUGGGAAGAGAUGCAGCAAAGUAGUGAAUUUUUGCACCCCAAGUACACACAAUAAAGACAACUCCUGCGGCGUUAGCCGAUGUGAGACUGUGGCUCAAUACAGACAUCGAACCAAAUCAUGCUUUCCGAGCACCAAACUAGUUAAGAAGCCAAAUGGUACUUCAAGCUUCCAGACAAUUGAGUUUAUAUUAUCAUCAUUCUAUUUUACUAUUAUUUAUUGUAUUUGUUAGUCAUUUCUUAUAAGGUGACUUGCUUUAAGAUUAAUUCAAAGCACCAAACAAAGCCUAAGAAUCUGCUGUGUAAUGUUGGGGACAUUGAACAGGAUGGGAGAUAACUAGUGUGAAAGGGGAAGAUGGGAUUAAUGAGGAACGCCUUUGUGUUGUGGCUUUAAUUUUAAAAAGGCCUAUUAAUAGCUUUAAGGUUAAGAAUGUUUAUUUUGUGCAGUCUGCUUUGAAAUCCCUCCUGGAUUUCUCUGAGCCACUUCUUGGCUGGGAGAAAGCUGCUGUUAACUACAUUUGCAGUCCAAUUGUGAAUGUCAUGGUUGUGAUGUCAUGCAUAAAGGCAGGUGUUUCCUCCUCCAUCUCCCCAAACACACAUUGUUAGGAAAUGUUCGUGUGCCCAGAUAUUGGAAAGAAUUAUGCCGUUGUAAACAGAAGCAUUUUAUCAUUGUAGCAGAUACUUAACCUCCUGAGGAAUCGCAAGAUGGAUGCUGUAAAUACUAGCAAAGUUACCCCAUAUGUACAACUGGGCAGAAAAGCAGGGGGCUGCCCAGUUCACACCCUCGCCCACGGCACAGUGCAUGAUUCUUUUUUUAGAUAAUAAAAGUUUUUAUUGAUUAUUUUCACAUAACAAAUUAUUUCAACAAUUGUAUUUUCCUCCCUUCCCUCAGUUCCUCUUUCUGAUUUAUUUGCAUAUAUUGUUCUCUGCGUGUUAUGAGAAUGUAAAAAUCUCUAAGUUAUCCAUCUAUUAUGUCAACAAAUAAAUUUGUGCAUGUUUAUUCA